Haliotis rufescens (red abalone) is the source of this 378-nucleotide messenger RNA. RefSeq names its product protodermal factor 1-like. The transcript has 2 exons. Lineage: Eukaryota; Metazoa; Mollusca; Gastropoda; Lepetellida; Haliotidae. The record is from RefSeq and is a predicted model, not a curated record. The coding region runs from base 1 to 378 and encodes 125 amino acids.
AUGCGUCACCUUUCUACGCCUCCACGCCACGCCACGCCACGCCACGCCACUCCACCACCACUUCCACCAACCCUCCAUGCCAUCACGGGGUACCCUUCUACGCCUCCACGCAACGCCCCGCCACCCCACGACACGCCACGCCACUACCCCACCACCUUUGCCAUCACGGGGGCAUCCUUCUGCGCCUCCACGCCAUGCCACGCCAAGCCACCAACCCUCCAUGCCAUCAUAGGGGCACCCCUUUACGCCUCCACGCCACGCCACCCCACGACGCUCAACCACCAAUCUUCCAUGCCACCACGGGGGCACCCUUCUACGCCCAACGCCACGCCACGCCACGCCACGCCAAGCCACCAACCCUCCAUGCCACCACGGUAG